This is a messenger RNA of Telopea speciosissima, 1001 nucleotides long. Its product is annotated as protein ORANGE-LIKE, chloroplastic. NCBI's taxonomy places the organism in Eukaryota, Viridiplantae, Streptophyta, Magnoliopsida, Proteales, Proteaceae. Bases 175 to 867 code for a protein of 230 amino acids. The record is from RefSeq and is a predicted model, not a curated record. Gene Ontology annotation, cellular component: chloroplast membrane. The transcript has 8 exons.
ACUUCUUUCUUCUCUCAUAGGAAUACUAAAUGCCUCUUUUACUCAGGAAGGAAUUUUCGGUCACGAAUUAUUUUUUGUUCCGAAAAGAGCUCCACUAAUUCUUUUUCCUCACGGGAAAACAGCUCCAGCUUCUGUAUUAUAGAAGGACCAGAAACUGUUCAAGAUUUUGUUCAGAUGCAGAUGCAAGAGAUUCAAGACAAUAUAAGGAGUAGGCGGAACAAGAUCUUUCUCCUAAUGGAAGAGGUUAGAAGACUACGAGUACAACAACGCAUAAAGAAUGCCAAGAUUAUUGAUGAUAGCAGCGAAGAGGCAAAUGAGAUGCCUGAAAUCCCAUCAUCUAUUCCUUUUCUUCCUCAUGUGACACCAAAGACAUUGAAACAGCUCUACUUAACAAGCUUUUCAUUUAUAUCUGGGAUAAUCAUAUUCGGUGGUCUUCUUGCUCCAACACUGGAGCUGAAACUAGGUGUAGGAGGCACCUCAUAUGAAGAUUUUAUACGCAACAUGCAUUUGCCGCUGCAAUUAAGUCAGGUUGAUCCGAUUGUAGCAUCCUUUUCUGGUGGGGCUGUGGGUGUUAUUUCAGCUUUGAUGUUAAUUGAAGCCAAUAAUGUUGAACAACAAGAGAAGAAAAGAUGCAAGUACUGCCAUGGAACUGGAUACUUGGCUUGUGCCCGGUGUUCUGCUUGUGGAGUAUGUUUGAGCAUUGAACCAAUUUCAACAUCCAAUGAUUCAGAUCGUCCAUUGUGUGCACCUACAACUCAAAGAUGUCCAAACUGCUCUGGAGCUGGAAAGGUGAUGUGCCCUACAUGCCUGUGCACUGGAAUGGCUAUGGCAAGCGAACAUGAUCCUCGGAUAGAUCCAUUUGAUUGAUAAAGGAAUUGGAUGCUGAUGUUCCGUGACAUUCAGUCUCAUGGUUUCUCUUUGUAAUUAAACAAUAAAUAUAUACUUGGAAAGACUUGUUUUCCCACAGGUUUUUAUAUAUAUAUAAUUAGAUAUCAGAUAAA